CUCCGCACCAUGGAAGGAAGAGGCUAACAGCCUCCUGGUAGACGGCAGAGAAACGCCUCCUCUGACUGCUCAGGGCUGAUCCCAAGGCCCAGGAAGAUGGAGCCGCGCUGGCUGGUGUGGGGAUUAUGGGCAUCCCUCGUGGUACCUGGCUACCUGACAGAGCUGUGUGAGAGCGACCCACCACACAUCAGCCGUGCCGCCUUUACAGCCCUCGCCUACAAGGAGGGCACCCUGUUAAACUGUGAAUGCAAAGAUGGCUUCCGGAGAAUAAAAUAUGGGUCGUCCUACGUGACCUGCACAGAAAACUCAUCUUGGGACAGCAAAUGCCAAUGUGAAAGGAUUUCCAAUCACGUCCCAAAAGAACAACUUACCCCACAACCUGAAGAGCAGAAAGAAAGAAAAACGACAGAAAUGCACGAUCAAACGCACCCCGAGGACCCAAUGAACCGCAAAGGUUUCUGCAGGGAGCCUCCCAGCUGGGAACAUGAAGGUCAAAAGAGAAUUUAUCAAUUCGUGGUAGGGCAGACAGUUCACUACCAGUGCAUCCAGGGAUACAAAGCCCUCCAGGGAAGUCAGGCCACGAGCACUUGCAAAAUGAUCUGUGGGAAGACACGGUGGAGCCAGCCUCGGCUCACGUGCGUGAAGGAAGGGGAGCAGCAUUGGUUCCCAGGUGAAGAAGCCCUGCAGGUGAGCUCCGCGGCUCCGCCGGACACGGGGACCUCCUGCCUCCCCGCCACCACGACAGAUUUCCCAUCACCUACAGAAGCAGCAACAACCCCGCAGCCGCUCCUGUUCACAAUGGAGUACCAGGUGGCAGUGGCUGGCUGUGUCUUCCUGCUGCUCAGUGUCCUCCUCCUCAGCGGGCUCACCUGGCGGCGGAGAUGGAAGAAGAGUAGAAGAGCUAUCUAGAAAACCAAGAGUGACACAAAGCCAAGGACAGCCGAGAGAACUCACGGAAUAUAAGCAAAAUUGAAGAGAUUAAACUCUCACCCAAUUGGUGUUUGAAGUAUAGAUAGAUAGACAGAUGAAGGCUAAAAUGGUAUGAAAUUCUUCCCAUGCCAUGUGUAAUACAAAGAAAACCAGCCUUCCAUUGACUUUAUCCUAACUUCCCAGUUUGAAAAUCCCAAGUCAAG
This is a messenger RNA of Perognathus longimembris pacificus (Pacific pocket mouse), 1133 nucleotides long. RefSeq names its product interleukin 2 receptor subunit alpha (gene Il2ra). The coding region runs from base 97 to 909 and encodes 270 amino acids. Lineage: Eukaryota; Metazoa; Chordata; Mammalia; Rodentia; Heteromyidae. The record is from RefSeq and is a predicted model, not a curated record. Gene Ontology annotation, molecular function: interleukin-2 binding; interleukin-2 receptor activity. Gene Ontology annotation, biological process: inflammatory response. The transcript has 8 exons.